AUGACAGAGUUUGAGACAUUGACUUGUGUGAGGUUUGUGCCUCAUACAACAGAAAACGAUUAUCUCAACAUUUCACCUGAAGUUGGCUGUUACUCAUAUAUUGGAAGAAUUGGUGGCAGGCAGACAGUAUCAUUGGGUGGUGGCUGCGUCUAUAUGGGGAUUAUACAACAUGAACUAGAACAUGCCCUGGGCUUCUACCAUGAGCACACCAGAAGUGAUCGUGACAAUUAUAUUGACAUCAAUUUCCAGUAUAUCUCUGAAGGAUACCAGGGUGAUUUUGCUAAAGUGGACACUAAUAACCUGGGCAGUCCAUAUGACUACGGUUCAGUGAUGCAUUAUGAUGCCUAUGCAUUUUCUAACACCUCAAACAAACCCACAAUUGUCCCCAAGCCUGACCCCAAUGUGCCUAUUGGGCAGACAAUUGGACUGAGCGUCUUGGAUGUCCUUAAAAUUAACCUACUUUAUCAAUGCAGUGUCUGCGCUACUUUGCUUAAUAAUAACACAGGAAUUUUCACAUCUGCCAACUAUCCCCUUGCUUAUCCUGAUAAUGUUAACUGCGUUUGGUUGAUCAGGGCCACAUCAGGGCAGGCUUCACUAAAUUUCAGUAGCUUUAAUAUCCAGUCCACUCCUAACUGCGAAUCUGACUACAUGAGGAUCUAUGAUGGUCCCUCUAAGUACUCCCCUGUGUUGCUGGAUAAAAUGUGCGGCAGUAAAACCGUCCCUCGACUCAUCGCUUCCACAAGCCAUAUGCUGGUUGAGUUUGUCAGUGACGGGGCUGUUGGUGGGGUCGGCUUCCAAGCUACAUAUAGCUCAGUUCAGUGUGGAGGAACCUUCUUUAACUCUCAAGGCAGCUUUACAUCUCCAGGUUACCCAGGGAACUACAGUCCAUACAUGAACUGUAACUACACCAUCACAGCUCCUGUUGGAUAUAAGAUUGCUCUGACCAUCAGUGAUUUCCAUCUAGAGUAUGUCAUAUCCUGUACAUAUGACUAUCUAAAAGUCUUCAUGGAUGGUCGACAAAAGGGUCCAUAUUGUGGUGAUAUCAGCGUCCCUGUGUUGUACUCCAAAGGCAAUUCUAUGGUUCUCGUAUUCCACAGUGACGAAUCUGUCCAGGCGAAGGGCUUCCAGGCCUCUUACACCUUCUGUGAGUAG
Staurois parvus is the source of this 1152-nucleotide messenger RNA. The record is from the annotation of a GenBank genome assembly. Lineage: Eukaryota; Metazoa; Chordata; Amphibia; Anura; Ranidae.